AUGGAGUCGAACCAGCAGCAGCCGCAACAAGAGGCCCCCGGCUCCCUCAGCUGGCGGUUGAGCUCGCACCCCAUCACCCUAUUGACCUUUCUUGCAUUUCGCAUAUCAAGCGUCCUCGUGUACUUCCUCGGACUAUGGAUCAUCAAGAGCAUGAUCAUGAUCUUCAUCAUCACUAUCCUCCUCCUCGCCGCCGACUUCUAUUAUCUCAAGAACAUUGCUGGUCGUAGACUCGUAGGACUGCGCUGGUGGAACGAGGUGGAUCCCCAGACGGGCGACUCGCAAUGGGUGUUCGAGAGCAGCGAGCCAGGAACGAAGACCGUCAACCCCACCGACAGCCGCUUCUUCUGGCUCGCUCUCUACGUCCAGCCGCUACUCUGGGUUCUUCUCGCCAUAUUUGCGCUGGUCAGACUGCAGUUCUUGUGGCUGCCGCUGGUUGUCAUCGCUCUCGUCCUGACCAUCAUGAACGCCAUGGCCUUCUCUCGUUGCGACAAGUUCAGCCACGCUUCUAACAUUGCUGGAAGCGCCCUGUACUCUGGUGGUCUGGCAGGGAGCAUUGCAUCCAAUAUGGUGGGCCGGCUGUUCAGCCGAAGUUAA
Colletotrichum aenigma is the source of this 594-nucleotide messenger RNA. RefSeq names its product Golgi apparatus membrane protein TVP23 (gene TVP23). Lineage: Eukaryota; Fungi; Ascomycota; Sordariomycetes; Glomerellales; Glomerellaceae. Gene Ontology annotation, biological process: protein secretion; vesicle-mediated transport. The transcript is spliced from 4 exons. Bases 1 to 594 code for a protein of 197 amino acids. The record is from RefSeq and is a predicted model, not a curated record. Gene Ontology annotation, cellular component: Golgi membrane.